GGAUGCGGGGUGAGAACCAACUUGAGGCAAGACAGAGCUUCGCAUCAAACUUGGCAUGAUGGCGCCAUCGUUAAGCUUGAUCCUUGCAGGAACUUUCCUCUCAACUGGGAAUGAUGACGGGCUGUGAGCAAAUCCUAAGACACCGGCACAGCGGCACACUUGGGUUACAGUGGAUAUAUAAAUCCCCAGGUCGUCCCUGUCCCUGCAGGACCCUUCAUUUCUACGGUCGGGUGUGAGACAUUCCCCUCCAAUCACAACAUCACGCGAACAAUCAUCGUGGACGGCCUGUUGGCGACUCUUAAGCAUUGAAGGCUUGACACGGGAUACCACCCAUGACCUUCCGCGUCGAGUUCUUUUGCCUCCUUCUCAAGCAAAUAUUCUGAGCGUCGGGUAGGUUACCACCGCCUGGACGCACCUGAGCUCUCCCAGCAAGAAAAUACUGGAAUAAGGACGCCUUCGCAUCGCACACACCCCGAAAAGUCAUGGCAUCAACUGCCGUCGACGUGGAGGGUGCCCACGUCUCGGGCUCCCUGAAGCAGACGCGCGGAGAGAAGAGUGCCCCUGGAGACACGUCGAGCGACAAUGUCUCGAUCCGUAGCAGCCCCGGUGACCACACACACCGGACCCUCAAGUCUCGCCAUAUCCAGCUGAUUGGCAUCGGAGGAACAAUCGGUACGGCCCUGUACGUCCAAAUCGGCAGAUCGCUGCUCCAAGGAGGGCCGGCCAGCCUGUUUAUUGCCUUUUCAUUCUGGUGCACCAUCAUCCUCGCCGUGACCUUGGGCAUGGCCGAGAUGGUCACAUACCUCCCCAUCUCGUCGCCCUUUAUCCGGCUUGCGGGCCGCUACGUCGACGAAGCCUUUGGGUUCGCCGCCGGAUGGAACUUCUUCAUCUUCGAGGCCGCCAUGGUGCCCUUCGAAAUCACCGCCUGCAACGUCAUUAUCCACUACUGGAGCGACGCUGUCCCGGCCGGCGGCAUUAUUGCCAUCACGAUCGUCCUCUACGGCUUGAUAAACGUCCUCGCUGUGAAAUGGUACGGCGAAGUCGAGUUCUGGGCCGCCCUCGGCAAGGUCCUGCUCAUCGUCGGCCUGCUCAUCUUCACCUUCAUCGUCAUGCUCGGCGGCAACCCGCUCGGCGACCGCUUCGGCUUCCGCUACUGGCAGGACCCGGGCGCCUUCGCCGCCUUCUACACCUCAGGCAAUCUCGGCCGCUUCAUGGGCUUCCUGCAGUGCCUGAUUCAAGCGUCCUUCACGAUCGCCGGACCGGACUACGUCUCCAUGGCGGCCGGCGAAGCCGAGAACCCGCGCCGCGUGAUGCCGCGCGCCUUCAACGCCGUCUUCUAUCGCCUGACGGCUUUUUUUGUCCUGGGCUCCCUCGCCGUCGGCAUUCUCGUCCCGCACACAGACGAGGAGAUGGCACUCGCCUUUUCAACAGGCGCGCCCGGCGCGGCCGCAUCCCCGUACGUCGUCGCCAUGAACCGCCUGCGCAUCCGCGUGCUGCCGGACAUAGUCAACGCCAUGGUCCUGACGGCGGCCUUCUCGGCGGGCAACAGCUACGUGUACUGCGCGUCGCGUUCGCUGUACGGCAUGGCGCUCGAGGGCAAAGCGCCCGCGCUGUUCCUGCGCUGCACGGCCAAGGGCGUGCCGAUCUACGCCGUCGGACUCGUGCUCGCCAUCGCGCUGCUCGCCUUCCUGCAGGUGUCCAACGACGCGGCCGUCGUGCUGCAGUGGUUCGUCAGCCUCGUCACGGCCAGCCAGCUCAUCAACUUCAGCGUCAUGUGCGUGACCUACCUGCGGUUCCAUGCCGCGCUCAAGGCGCAGGGUGUCGAUCGGGCGACCCUGCCGUACCGCGCCGUGCUGCAGCCGUAUGCGGCGUGGUAUGGACUUGCGGGCACGUUUAUCAUGACGUUUGUGGGCGGGUACACGGUGUUUCUGCCGGGGAGGUGGAAUGUGCCGACGUUCCUGUUCUCGUACACCAUGGUUGCUCUUUGCCCGCUGCUAUAUCUCGGGUGGAAGGUCGUAAAAAAGACGAAGAUCCUUCCCCCGGGCGAGAUCGAUUUGCAGAAGAAUCUGGAUGAGAUUGCCGAGUACGAGCGCAACUAUGUGCCGAGUCCGUCCACAAACCUCUUUCACAGGUUCCUGGACCGAGUUUUUGGAUAGAGGGUCACAGGGCUAUUGACAUAGACCUAGAUCUUGACGACGUUGUAGAUAACCAAAUAUGACUGCAAUAGACUUCGCU
Molecule: messenger RNA, 2235 nt
Organism: Parathielavia appendiculata
Lineage: Eukaryota; Fungi; Ascomycota; Sordariomycetes; Sordariales; Chaetomiaceae
Exons: 6
Coding region: 483-2156 (557 amino acids)
Biological process (GO): amino acid transmembrane transport
Cellular component (GO): membrane
Molecular function (GO): amino acid transmembrane transporter activity
Source: RefSeq, a predicted model, not a curated record